GACAGGUUCUGUAGCAGUUGGAGGCUUCUGGGAAGAGAGAGAAGGAAUUGCAGUUGGGCCCCACCAGACCAGACCAUGAAGGAUGCCACUGACCCAAAGCUUCAUAAGGAGGAGAACAAUUGUUUUACACCCUCUCUGUUCCUGCACAAUCGUUGCUGCACAAGUACUUAGUGAGCUGAGUCACUUGAACCUUUUCUUGCCGUAGCAAGAGUAUUAAGACUGGCCAUUUCCAUUUAAACAGGCCCUUGGUGGGAAAUGGCAAUGGUGCACAGGAGCCUGAAGAAGUCACUAGCCUGCUACUGGGGGAACUUUUCUAGGUUAUGCUUUUUCUUAGGACUCUCCAUUGUAUUGUCUGCUAUUAUUUGGAAACAAAGCAAGGAGACAUGCAAAUGUCCCAAAUGGAAAGAAUCUGAAUUAAAGGAUACAGAUAGAAUGGAGACAAUCAACUCAGAAAAUAUUAUAUUGAAGAAGAAUCCAGAUUUCAGUGUAAUGGAAAGUGCUACAGGUCUCUUACCUAUUCAGUAUAAAUAUCUCUUGGGAUCACCUCCUUCAAUAAAGAGAUUCUUGACCAUUGGCAUCUCUUCUUUCCACAAAAAGAAGGAACACCUUUUGCUGAAGACAAUUGAUUCCAUUUUCAGUCACUGCCGCCAAGAAGAAUUAAAUCUGAUCACCGUAGUUAUAUACCUAGCCAAUAACGAUUCUAAACUGAACGAGGAAAACGCGAAGGAGAUGAAGGCUCAGUUUAGUGCGCAUGUGAAAGCAGGAAGGCUGCUUGUCAUACAAAGCUCUCUAGAAAGUUACCCUCCUGUGCACAAUCUGAAAGUAGAUCUCUGGGGCAAAAACAUCAAAUAUAAAUCUAAACAGAAUGUAGAUUAUGCUUAUUUAGUUAACUUUUGUGCCAAUCUCUCUCAGUAUUAUUUGAUGCUAGAGGAUGACACUGCCUGUGCCACUGGUUUUGUGUCCAUUAUACAAAGCUAUGUAAGGACGCUGGAGGAAUCCUGGACCACAAUAGCAUUUUCAAGGCUAGGCUACAUAGGGAAGCUCUAUCAUAGCUCUGAUCUCACCAAACUAGCUCGGUUUCUCUUGAUGUUUUAUGAUGUUAUUCCCGCAGACUGGCUCAUGACAUAUUUUCAUAAAACCAAAAUGCAAGGAGAAACUAUUUUCUAUUGGCCUUCUCUCUUCCAGCACGUAGGGAGAAUUUCUUCAUUUCACGAGCUGGAAGUACAACACACGGAUUCAGAGUUUUAUGAAGACAUUGGAAGUUUGGGCGAUGCCCUUACUGCUUCCUGUUUCACAAACAUGCAAAUAUAUGGAAAUUACAAACCGGCCAAUGUGUGUCCCCCUGGAAAGGGUGUCUUUUGGGGUAUGAAUGUGACAGCAAAAAGCUACUUCACCAUUGUUUUUGACAACCCAAUUAUUCCCCAGAAGAUUCAGAUUUACACAGGGUCAGCCGAACAUAGCACAGACAUUCUUCAUAAUGGUUUUGUAGAAAAGGGCAGGCUCAAAGUCCACUUAAAUGAACGUCAAACAUGCCUAUCCUUCAUACGAAUUGGGGAUUUUAAGUCUGGAUUUUUUGAAAUGGAAGAUCAGACUAAUAAAGGUGACAUUGAAUGCCUUCGAAUAAAAUCUACAGCUCCACAAAAGCACUGGCUGAGGAUAAGGAGAAUUAGUAUUUGGGUGAAGAAGAGUUAAUUUCACAUUCUAUUAUUUCGUGCUCACCACUGCAGAAAGGUAUAAUGAAUCUUGCUAACGACAAUUAUAUAAAUCAACAUUUCACCUUCUGUAAUGGAUGGCCCCUUUGUUUCUCUUUAAAAUAAAACAAAACAAAAUGGUUGAAUAGAAAGCAAAAAACAACACCUUACAUAAUAAAUUAACAUUUCCCCACCAAG
Messenger RNA from Podarcis raffonei (Aeolian wall lizard), 1889 nucleotides. Its product is annotated as alpha-1,3-mannosyl-glycoprotein 4-beta-N-acetylglucosaminyltransferase C-like. Gene Ontology annotation, biological process: protein N-linked glycosylation. The transcript is spliced from 4 exons. The record is from RefSeq and is a predicted model, not a curated record. The coding region runs from base 256 to 1692 and encodes 478 amino acids. Gene Ontology annotation, molecular function: acetylglucosaminyltransferase activity. Lineage: Eukaryota; Metazoa; Chordata; Lepidosauria; Squamata; Lacertidae.